Aspergillus saccharolyticus JOP 1030-1 is the source of this 992-nucleotide messenger RNA. RefSeq names its product glutathione S-transferase family protein. The transcript is spliced from 2 exons. Bases 38 to 739 code for a protein of 233 amino acids. Gene Ontology annotation, cellular component: cytoplasm. The record is from RefSeq and is a predicted model, not a curated record. Lineage: Eukaryota; Fungi; Ascomycota; Eurotiomycetes; Eurotiales; Aspergillaceae.
UUCUCUUCCCAACACAACCCUCUGCAAAGAAAGGAAAAUGUCGCCCAAGAUCACCCUCUACACCAACCGGCUCUGCCCCUGGGCUCACCGGGCCCACAUUGCCCUCAUCGAGCUGGGUCUCGACUACGAGGAGGUGACCAUCGAUCUGGACACCCCGCGGGAGCCCUGGUAUCUGAAGAUCAACCCGCGCGGUCUGGUCCCCGCUCUCUCCUACGACGGGACCAUCAUCCUAGAGUCCGCCAUCAUCGCCCAAUUCCUCGUCGAUGCCUAUCCCUCCCACCUGCUUCCCCCCUCCCACACCCCCGAAGGCGCCCUGCAGCGCGCCCGUUCCACCUUCUUCGUCGACACCUGGGCCUCCAAGAUCUCCUCGUUGUACAACGCCACUCUGCGAUCGACGGACGCCGAGCGCCGCGCCUCGAGCGACGCCUUCGUCGCGGCGGUGAAGAAGGAGAUUGAGCCGCUCAUCUACCCCGACCCCUCCCGCCGGGGACCCUUCUUCGAGGGCAGCGAGAAGCUCACCUUCGUCGAGGUGCUGCUGGGCUCCUUCCUGCUGCGCUUGUUCUCCCUCUCCAAGCCCGAAUACGGCCUCUUCCCGGCAGACCUGAAGUCGACCCUGGAAAAGGAGACCCCGGCGUUCAAGCGGUGGGCGGAGGCGACGAUCGCGCAUCCGAGCGUGAAGGCAAUCUACAACGAGGAAGCCGUUGCGACGCGCACGGUGCGGCGGUAUGGAAACAAAUAGGGUGCGGUGGUCGUUGCGAGGCUGUAGUGGUGGGGGUGCGGUGCGGGGACCCAGUUUUUGUACGCACAGCCGGGCUGCGGCGUGAUGUAACUGUAACCCUCACUCAUUACUUCAUUCUAUUUCCUGGAUGACCUCAGUCGCAGCCGGCGUUGCUCGGUGUUACAUACGCCGGACUGGCAUAAAUCAGAAAAUCAAAGUACAGUAUAAACCUCCCCGGAUGUGCCUGGUGUCCCACGGUGUCCCGCGAGUUCCC